This is a messenger RNA of Schistocerca gregaria, 2385 nucleotides long. RefSeq lists its product as uncharacterized. NCBI's taxonomy places the organism in Eukaryota, Metazoa, Arthropoda, Insecta, Orthoptera, Acrididae. Bases 42 to 2294 code for a protein of 750 amino acids. The transcript has a single exon. Gene Ontology annotation, molecular function: protein binding. The record is from RefSeq and is a predicted model, not a curated record.
ACCGGGAGAAGUAAUUGCAAACCACCUUUUGUUAACCAAGUAUGAAAUACAUGAACAAUUUUGUAGUGGGAAUUAUACUAAUUCAGCUUUCGGCAAACUUUUUUGCCUUAUUGGAUAAAAGUCCUUCGGAGGUGUUUUUGGCCGAGUUGAACGACCUGUUUGUCAAUCCAGAUGAAAAAAUUUCAGAAGAGCAUUAUUGUGAAGACCCCAGACUAUCUUGCAAUAGCAAUAAUGAAAUCAAUAGCAUCAAAUUAAAUAAUAGUCAGCUUCUUGCUUUUCCUACAAAUAUUGAAAUGAUUAAAUAUACAUUGAUUAACUUGAUAUUGAUAUCCGCAGAUCUGAAAGGUAAUAUCCCAGAUGCAAUUUAUACGUUGACUGAAUUGACAUAUCUGGAUCUGGCAGGGAACAAUUUUAGUGGUGAUUUGAGUACUGAGAUUAGAAACCUGGAUAAACUAUAUUACCUUGAUUUAAGUAACUCAAGUCUAUCUGGUGAAAUACCUGAUGCUUUGUACUCACUGGCUGAAUUACAAUAUCUGAAAUUGGGAGGAAAUAAUUUUAAUGGUAGUUUAAGUACCGACAUUGGAAUGCUGAUUAAAUCAUUAUAUUUUGACUUAAGUGGGUUAAGUUUAUCUGGUUCAAUACCUGAUACUCUGUAUUCACUGACUGAAUUGAUGUAUCUGGAUCUAGCAGGAAACAAUUUUAAUGGUGAUUUGAUUGCCGAUGUUGGAAAUCUAAACAAAUUAUAUUAUUUUAAUUUAAGUAACUCAAGUCUGUCUGGCGCGAUACCUGACACUUUAUAUUCACUGACUACAUUGGAAUAUCUGAAUCUAAGAAAUAAUAAUUUUAGCGGUGAAUUAAGUAGUGACAUUAACAAGCUGGAUAAAUUAUUGCACCUUGACUUAAGUGGGUUAAAUUUAUCUGGUUCAAUACCUGAUACUCUGUAUUCAUUGGCUACAUUGGAAUACCUGAAUCUAGCAGGGAAUAAUUUUAUUAGCGGUUUGAGUACUGAGAUUAUUAAUCUGAGUAAAUUAUUGCAUCUUGAUUUGAGUAACUCAGGUCUGUCUGGCACGAUACCUGAUACUCUGUAUUCACUGACUACAUUGGAACAUCUGAAUCUAGCAGGGAACGAUUUUGGUGGUGAUUUGAGUACUGAGAUUAUUAAUCUGAGUAAAUUAUUGCAUCUUGAUUUAAGUAACACAAGUCUGUCUGGCUCGAUACCUGAUGCUCUAUGCUCACUGACUGCUUUGGAAUAUCUGGAUCUAAAAAAUAACAAUUUUAUUAGUGAUUUAAACAUUAACAUUGGAAAGCUGAAUAGAUUGUAUCAUCUUGAUUUGAGUAGGUCAAAUUUAUCUGGUUCUAUACCAGAUAGUCUGUAUUUACUGGCCAACUUAAAGUAUCUGAAUCUUCAAGGGAAUAAUUUUAUUGGUGGUUUGGACACUGAUAUUAAGAGACUGAUUAAGUUAUCGCAUCUUGAUUUAAGUAGCUCAAAUCUGUCUGGAUCGAUACCUGAUAGUCUGUAUUUACUGAACGAAUUGGAAUACCUGAAUCUGCAAGAGAACAAUUUUAGUGGCCGUUUGAGUGCCAAUAUCAGAAAUCUGAGUAAAUUAUCGCAUCUUGACUUAAGUGGGUUAAAUCUGUUUGGUUUUGUACCCGCUACUCUGUAUUCACUGACUGAGUUGCAGUAUCUGAAUCUACGAAGAAACAACUUUACUGAUCAUUUAAGUACCAGAAUUGGGGAUCUGAACAAAUUAUACUAUCUUGACAUAAGUGACUCAAACCUGUUUGGUGAGAUACCUGAUAAUUUGUAUUCGCUGACUCAACUACAAUAUUUGAAUCUUACAAACAAUAGUAUCGAUGGCAGUUUGUCGUCUAACAUUGAUAACCUGACUAAUCUAAUUAAUCUAAGUCUUUGCCUCAAUGAAUUGAAUGGCGCUGUGCCGAAUGAAAUUGGCAAAUUAACUAAUCUGAAAAUUUUAGAAAUGCAAGAGAAUAAGCUUGAAGGUGACAUUCCUGACCUGAGUGGGCUGAUAAAUUUGGUGUAUAUGAACAUUAGCUCAACAGAGCACUAUCUGAAUGCGAAUUGUGAUGAUGCGAUGUUACCUCCAUCUAUUAGUAGGGAGAAUUGUUUAAUUAGGCCUGUGAAUGUAUUGUGCGAUAAUGUUACGCACUGUGAAUACAGCGAUGAGCCCAUACCUAGAUCCUCGGUUAGCUCAAUAUUCCGUACAUAUGGGUUGGGAACGGUUAUUAUUGCGAUGAUUGUGUGUAGAGCUGCAAUGGAGAUGACGUUGAAUUAGAAUUUGAAAUUAUGAUAUACAUGUGUUAUAGGACAGGUAAAUUUAGAUAAGAAUAGAAUAGUGAUAACUUAGAUAAAAAGAUUGAUAUUUA